AUGGACUAUCGAUGCAAUUUUCUUGGUCUCACGGCAAUGAUAGAGUUUGUCAUGCAGGUGUGCGGGCUGCCUGCUGUCAGUUUUCAAAAGAUUAUCGAGGUCGUCAUACGUAACGAGUCACGCCUUACGAGAGAAAUAGUUCGACAUUUGAACCAUGUCGAAGAGAGAGUGCUUGAAGAAUUGGCUUGGACCAAAGAUAGCGCUUUAAACAUGGUUAUCGAUACUAACAAGUACACUAAUAUCCAUCAAAGUAAUGAACUCUGGCUCCCUGCCGACAAGAACGCAAUUUUUGCGCUCAUCAUUCUGAUAGUUUUGUUGGUUUUCAUUUACAUACUGCUCAACAAAAAACUAAUUCUCUGCGGAACUCCGUGGACGACCACCAACACACGCCCUCGCGUCGAGAACGUUUAG
Messenger RNA from Cylicocyclus nassatus, 411 nucleotides. The record is from the annotation of a GenBank genome assembly. Lineage: Eukaryota; Metazoa; Nematoda; Chromadorea; Rhabditida; Strongylidae.